AUGUCCUCAGAACACGCCGUUCCCGCUGCCCGCGCUGUCGAGAAUCUUGCAGCAAAGCUGCGCAGAAGGCAGAUAGUAGGCUCGCGGGAAGCAGCCCUCGAGACCGUCCUCGUACUGCGGCAGGUCGUUGCGAAAGCGCGAUUCUCCAACAUCGACCAGCUUGUGAGCCUGCUCCGCGAAGUCGGCAAGAGGCUCGCCGAAGCUCAGCCGAAAGAACACACUGUGGGCAAUGUCGUCCGCAAGGUACUGCACAAUAUCCGCGAAGAGUACAAUACCGCGGCGAAGGGCGCGGCGGCUGCGCCUACAAGGAACGUGUUCUCCAUCUCCAAGUUCGUCCUGCAGGGCCAGCCCCGGAAGCAGGUCAUCGCACCCAAGUCCGAGGCCACGAUCUCGCUGAGGGAGAAUGACCCUGAUGAGCCGGACUCGUUCGCGAAGGCUCUGAAGCCAGUGCUCAUGGAGGCGAUCCAAGACGUGCUCGACGAGCUGGAGACCGUUUACGAUAAUGUGUCAAAGACGGCGAAGGAUCAUAUCCAUUCAGAUGAGAUCAUCCUUACGAUCGGGCAUUCCAAGACGGUGGAAGCCUUCUUAAAGUCCGCGGGGCACUACCGGAACUACACCGUCAUCGUCGCGGAGACAGGGCCAUCCUACAGCGGCCACGAGAUGGCGACCUCCCUCUCCAACGCGGGCAUCUCCACCUUCCUCGUCCCCGACUCCUCCAUCUACGCGAUCAUGUCGCGCGUGAACAAGGUCAUCAUCGGUGCCCACGCCAUCCUCGCCAACGGCGGCAUGUUCGCGAUCACAGGCUCCCUCCUCGCCGCGACCGCCGCCCGCGCGCACAGCACGCCCGUCGUCGUGUGCACGGGCCAGUUCAAGCUCACCCCCGCGUGGAACCUCUACCACGACUACGGGGCGCUCGACUUCGCCGACCCGAGCAGCGUGCUGGGGUACGAAGAGGGCCUGCUGGUUGAUAAAGUGGAUGUCAUCAAUCCAUACUAUGACUACGUCGGACCGGAGCUUGUCGACGUCUUCAUUACGAACGAUGGCGAUCAUCCCCCUUCGUCAAUCUAUAGGCUUGUGAAGGAGAGUUAUGACGACGAGGACCAGCACCUCUAA
Rhodofomes roseus is the source of this 1113-nucleotide messenger RNA. RefSeq names its product eukaryotic translation initiation factor 2B beta subunit. The transcript has 7 exons. Bases 1 to 1113 code for a protein of 370 amino acids. Gene Ontology annotation, biological process: translational initiation. The record is from RefSeq and is a predicted model, not a curated record. Gene Ontology annotation, cellular component: eukaryotic translation initiation factor 2B complex. NCBI's taxonomy places the organism in Eukaryota, Fungi, Basidiomycota, Agaricomycetes, Polyporales, Fomitopsidaceae. Gene Ontology annotation, molecular function: translation initiation factor activity; guanyl-nucleotide exchange factor activity.